Molecule: messenger RNA, 731 nt
Organism: Linum trigynum
Lineage: Eukaryota; Viridiplantae; Streptophyta; Magnoliopsida; Malpighiales; Linaceae
Source: the annotation of a GenBank genome assembly
CCCUAAAUAAUCUAACCCGCCAGCCCAUUCCCCUCUUUCUCCCGUACCCAAAUCGCCACCUUAAUUAAAACUCAGCGCCGCCGUCCCGUCUUCUUCUCCCCGACCCUGGCGAAAUUCCCUGCCCUAAAUGAAACCCACGACCCGCCGCCAUAGAAGGCAUCGGAAUCAAUCCCCAACGUUUGAAUCAAUCCCCAAAGUCGACGCCACCAGGACAUGUCGGCGUUGUCCAAGCUAGCUCGUUGUCCUUGCCAUCAUCUCCGGCUGUUUCUUCAGCCCUACGAUCGUCCCGCCGCCUACUGUUUCGGCAACGAGAUCGGCAGAUCUGGGAUAGGGAGAUCGUCAAUCAAUCCCCUUCCCUUUGGUUCGGCAACUCGCGCUCGCCGGAUGCAUGUGCGUCGCACCGCCGCCACUAGCGCUCUCCGUUUCGGCUCCGCAGAAGAGGUACUGUCAGUAGCUUCUGAUAUUGUGGACGGGAUCUAGAAGGAGCAGCACCAGAAGCGAACAGGCAAAAAGAACGAUAGGGUAGAUGUAGUGAGGGUAGCUGAAGAUGGGAAUGGUGGUGAGAUAGGUUGCGAUGAUGGUUAGGGAUUCCGAUUGGGUGGGGGUUGAAUUGGGUCGUGAGGGGAGGGAGUUAGGGUGGAGAUGGGAGAGUUGAUUUUGGGGGUUUUAUUGUUUUUGUUUUGUUUUUUUAGUUUGAAUUUUUUUAAUCUAAAUAAAUGAUGUGGCAGUCA